Alosa alosa (allis shad) is the source of this 957-nucleotide messenger RNA. RefSeq names its product odorant receptor 131-2-like. Gene Ontology annotation, biological process: G protein-coupled receptor signaling pathway. The record is from RefSeq and is a predicted model, not a curated record. Gene Ontology annotation, molecular function: G protein-coupled receptor activity. Gene Ontology annotation, cellular component: membrane. NCBI's taxonomy places the organism in Eukaryota, Metazoa, Chordata, Actinopteri, Clupeiformes, Clupeidae. The coding region runs from base 1 to 957 and encodes 318 amino acids. The transcript has a single exon.
AUGAGUGACAACAGCAGUCAGGGCAGGAACGGCAGCGGCGGGCGGCUCUUCACCGGCAGUGACCCGGUGCGCCUGAGCGUGACCACUGCGCUGGCGCAGAUCUUCGUGUGGCCAUUCGUCUACAUCGACAUCUUCAUGUUCGUCGUCUUCCUGAAGCGUCGCAUGCUCAAGGCGGAGGCCCGAUACGUGCUGUUCGCCCAGACACUGAUCGCAGACACGGCCUUCCUCCUCACCACCAACUUUGUGGUGAUCACGUACCAGGUGUUCCUGCUGCUGCCUGUGGGAGCGUGCCUGCCCCUUACUCUCCUCAUGGGAGGUCUCACCCACGUCUCCCCCACCACCAUCAUCGCCAUGUGCAUAGAGCGCUACGUGGCCAUCUGCAUGCCCCUCAGACACGUCAACAUCUUCUCCCCAGCCAGAACUAUGCUGAUGGUGGCCCUGGUCUGGCUCAUCUCGUUCUCCAAGCCCUUUAUCGAUUUCACCAUUUUCCUCAGCUACGUGGCAAAGAGUUAUUUCUCCCAGCCGGCGUUCUGCUACUACGAGAUCAUUCUCCUGGAGGACUGGCACAUGAUCAUGCGGGGGAACCUCUUCAUACUCAACUACUUGCUUGUGCUGCUGAUCCUGGCCUUCUGCUACGGCUCGAUCAUGCACGUGGCGCGCAAGGCUUCGGGCGACAACAAGCAGGCCGCCUCCAAGGGCCAGCGGACCCUCCUGCUUCACAUCCUGCAGCUGGUGUUGUGCACCCUGGAGGUCACGGGGCCUUUGAUAGAGGCCAGAGUGCUGGAGAUCGGCGAUGUCAAUAUUUACCUCAUCGUGCGCUACUUCAACUUCCUGGCUUUCUCUGUUGUCUCCCGGGCCAUAAGCCCUCUCGUGUAUGGUUUGAGAGAUGAGAAGUUUAAUGCUGCUAUGAGAUAUUAUGCUAAGUGUGGAUUUAAUCACAUAUCUGCAGAAAAAUAA